AUGAGCACUCCAAAGAUUACGCUGUACACCAGCCACCAGUGUCCCUGGGCGCACCGUGCUCAUAUUGCCCUCAAGGAACUGGGACUGGACUACGAGGAAGUCAUCAUUGACCUGACCAAGCCGCGAGAGUCGUGGUAUCUGGACAUCAAUCCGCGCGGCCUUGUCCCCUCCAUCACCUAUGGUGAGCACAUCAUCACGGAGUCCGCAGUUGUUGCCCAAUUCCUGGCCGACGCCCAUCCGUCGCACCUCCUCCCUCCGUCCAACAGCGAGAACGGUGCGAUCCAACGCGCUCGCAUCGCCUUCUUCGUCGACACGUUCUUCAGCAAGGUCCAACCCCACUUCCAGACGUCCUUGCGGGCCUCCACCUCGGAGGAACGGGACGCUGCUGCGGAGGCACUUGUCGCUGCGAUCCAAUCGGAACUGGAGCAUCAGCUGCCGGAGGGUUCGGAUGGCAAAGGUCCGUUCUUUGGCGGUAGCGAGAAGCUGACCUUGGCCGAGGUGCUGACCGGUUCAUUCCUUCUGCGCAUUCUCUCCUUCCACAGACACGGGUUGCUGAGUGAGAAGGUCCCGAGCUUGCUGGAGGACACGCCGCGGUUCAAACGGUGGGCGGAAGCAACCGUGCGGCAGGAGAGUGUGAACUAUAUUUGGGACGAGAAGGUGUCAGCGGAUGCGAUAAAGGCCAAGCUGGCGGCACUCGCAAGGAAGUGAACAUGGAGAAUGUGUCUAUAAAUGAUUUCCGCUGCAGGAGCUUGACUCAUUGAUUGAUAGCAUGAAUGGAUGAAUGAAUGAAUGAAUGCGUGCAUCCAACCCCGGAGUCACAUGACGCGGCUCCACGCUCUCCCGGCUUCCGGCCAAAGUACGUAAGCAUGUGCACGGUGCAAACAGUGCAAAGUACGGUCAUGUCUGCCUUGGGCACCGACUCGCAUCCCAUACCAACGCUUUUAUCGAUGGAGAUCCCACCCCAGAGCGUAAGCCCGAUGGCCCCCAGGGGGAGGUAAAAAAACGACGACCAUGUCUUGGU
Molecule: messenger RNA, 1021 nt
Organism: Aspergillus pseudonomiae
Lineage: Eukaryota; Fungi; Ascomycota; Eurotiomycetes; Eurotiales; Aspergillaceae
Product: glutathione S-transferase family protein
Exons: 2
Coding region: 1-708 (235 amino acids)
Cellular component (GO): cytoplasm
Source: RefSeq, a predicted model, not a curated record